This is a messenger RNA of Caenorhabditis sp. 36 PRJEB53466, 15597 nucleotides long. NCBI's taxonomy places the organism in Eukaryota, Metazoa, Nematoda, Chromadorea, Rhabditida, Rhabditidae. The record is from the annotation of a GenBank genome assembly.
AUGAAUCGGAUAGCGCGUCAUUUGCGGAAUGUAGCCCGCCGAAAAGGCUCGCUCCUUCUGCUUCUCAUGAUGAGCGUCUCGUUGCUGACAGGCACGGACGCCAAAGAAGACAGUAAGUUAGGGGAGGAGGAUGAGGAUUUCGGGUGGAAUGCCGAAGAACCGCCCGAUGGGCCACCCUCCGACGGGGGCAUCCCUCUGGUUCGCAAGGAAGAGUUUACUAACAAUCAGCUAUAUGCUGAAGCCUAUCAGAGUUAUAUUCAGGCUCUCGCAUGUAAGUUGUUCUUGCAAAAUAUUCAGAUUAAAAACGACGAAGGCCGGAAAGAAUUGUGUCACGCCAUAAUAUAUUCUGUUCAGAUCCCGCCCGAUUAGUUGUUCGUCCCGAUUCCUCUACGGUCGUUGAUGAGUCCAAGAUCUCUUUCUUCUGUAGAGCCGAUGGAAAUCCGUUGCCCAGUGUCAUCUGGAGAGUUAACGGAAAGUCAAUCACGGAUCAUAACCGGUAAGUUAUGAUGUCUGAUUAGCCGGAUUCGAAUAACUUCUUCAGCACGGUGAAUUUUUAUGGGGCGCAGUGGAGAGUUCGGUCCUCGUCCCGUGAACUGUCUGCUGCUUAUUUCGCUGGCCGGCGUCACGCUCCCCAAGCCUUUUUCCGCGCACCAAAACUUCUAAUGCGUGCUGUUUGAAGAAUACAGAUUCAUUUCUCCUGAUUUUUUGAGAAUGAGUUCAUUAUGAUUGAAACUCGCAAGCAACAACGAGAAACUCGCAGAAAUGUCUAGGGGUCACUGUCAAAACAGUUUUUUUUUUCGAAAUAUGACAGCUAGUGCGUGCUUUUUGUAUCUCUUUGUUAGUUUACAUCAUAAUGAACUCAUUCCCAAGAAAUCAAAUGAAAUUAAUUAGUUUCUUCCGACGGCACGCAUCUGAAGUCACGGAACAGCCAAGGAGCGCGCGGCGCACUUUCCAAGCCUUCUUCUGUGCGCCAGAACUUCAGAUGAGUGCCGGUGAAAGAAAACUAAAUAGUUAAUUCAAUGAAUGAGAUUAAUCAGUAUUUCUCCGGUGGCACGCAUCUAAAGUCCCUGGAACGCUGUAUCUGAGCCUCCGUGGACGACCGGCUGCCGUUCGGCAAUGUUUUGGUACCAAAAGUAAACCGGUCGGGACCAACUUUUUUGCAGUUAAGAAAAAGCUUAUUUAAUCUGGAAAAAAAGUACGCGGAUGAUUAAGAAUUGUACGGUCCAGUUUUUGAGAAAAAUCCGAAAAGCCGGUUUUGGCCAAUAGAACGGCGAUGGCCGCCGAGGCCAGGGACUAGAAACCUCCGCGCGACCCCCAGGAAAAAUCACCGUGUUCAGCAUUUCCAUCAAAUCCCUCUCCACGGGCUUAUCAACUCUUCGCUUCGAACGAGUUUCCGUUGAUGACAACGCUACCGUGAUCUCUUGCUCCGCCGAUAACGGAGUCGCGAAUCCGGUCGUCGCAGAAGCCUCUCUGACGGUCAUUCCACGAGAUAAACUGCCCUCUGGAUUCCCACAGAUAGAACUCCAUCCAUCACUGAAAUCAGUGGAGCAGGGAAAGACUGCCUAUGUCUCUUGUCGGGUACGUUCCUUUCUAUUACUUACUUUCAAAUUCAAUCGUUUAGGUUCGCGGCGAUCCACGGGCAAAAGUGCUCUGGUUGCGUGAUUUGAUUCCUCUGGACAUUCGAGCAGACGGUAGAUACUCGGUCAGUACAAUCGGAAAUCCGGGAGCUCUCAUGAUCCAGCACGCUCGGGAAGAAGAUCAGGGAAAGUACGAGUGCAUCGCGAGGAAUUCUCUGGGUGUUGCCCACUCGAAAGCAGCAAACCUCUACGUCAAAGGUCAGUUCCAGGGUCCCUGGGGUCCGUUUCCGGCAACUGAACCGCCCGGCCGACUGAUUAGUACCUACUUGUUUAUUCAUUAGCGCCUUGUUGCGGUCCUCUGCUCUAUUCACUUCGAGAAAGAAGAGAGAUGGCGACAAAAAGUGUUCAAAUUUGCAUUAAUAGGUUGUCUCCAUUCUCAUCUUUCUCUCGUUACUCCCAUUCCGUUGUCAUCUCUCCCUCUCUUUCUCUCUCUUGUCCUUCCGAUCACAUUUGCAUUUGUUUGAGCAUGUGGCCUGAUAUCUCGCUCUCCGGCCACUUUCAUUCGGUCACUUGUUCUCCUCAUCAUCGUGAUUUUCAUGAAGGAAAGGUGUGAGCGCCACUGAUUUAUAGUUAUUCUUUCGCUCGUUAGGAAAUUCUGAGACACUCUUUCUCUUCCUACAUUAUCUUCUUCACUUCCGGUCUGUGUCUCUUUGCUCAUUCGAGCGGAAUCUCUGAUUUAGAUGUCACUUUCCGUUGACCUUUUCACAUUCUUUCUCAAACAGAAAACGUUACCUUUAAUCUCUUCGCCAUUCUCUCAAUUACCUUCGAAGUUCUAAUUGCGCGAAAGCUUCCGUGCUGUCCGUAAGCGCCGUAAAACAAAUUGCUCUGCAGCUUCCGGGGAGCCCUUCUCAAACUGUGGUCAGCAGUAAUUGGAGGUCAUCUGGAAGAUGUCGGGGCAGCCAGGCGCCUUCCCGACAUGUGUGCUUUAUGUGCGCCACGACACCCGAUGACCAGCAAUUUCUCAUUUUUAUGACAGCCGGCCACAAAUUUCGAUGAUUCGAGCCGUCCUCCUCAGAUCUGAUCACCGACGUCGUCGCCUCUCCCUACUUCUCCGAUUCUUCUUCUCUUCCUCCUCCAUUACAGUUGUAAAUCCCGGCAUGCUUUCAGCAAUUAAAGCUGCGCGAAAUGUUUGCAUAUGCUAAUGGAUCAGUGCGCGAGAGAGUGCGCAGAUUGAGGAAAAGCUGAGAUCUGAGUGUUUAUGACAGUUUAUUCGAUUGGGUUCAUCAUCAUCUCACCCGCUUCUUCGUCCCUCGUCCUUUUCGCUCGUCUCCUUUCCAGCCGGUUUCCGGUCACAUCUGUUCUUGUCACUGCGAAGCGCCGCCCGUAAAUCAACAAGUUGAACUACCUUUAUCCGUCCUCGUCCGCCUGUUGAUUAGAUGAAUGUUCUUCCCAUUAUUCGUACACAUUCCGGCCGCUCCGUUGAUCACUUCUCGCCUUCUCGUUAGCCUUCGGAUAAUGUUAUCACUUCCUUUAGCUUCUUUUAGCAUCUAUCUUUACACUCUGAAGCAGGUUUCUUUCCGUUCUGUUCUUGUUAUGACGUACUCCUUCGAGCUCAGUCUACCGUAAUCCGUCUUCUUCUUCUUCUUCUUCUUCCCCUUCGGCUCCUAAUGACAUGUUAUCCGCUCCCAUAACAAUACGAUGACAAACAGUGAGUCGUUCGAUUGGCUUACAACAACUCCUUGCAUUCCUUGAGUUCCACCCUAAGUACUUCCUCUUUCUCUCUUUCUCCUUCUCCCAUCUUUCAUUUCAUUUCUCCCCGAUUCAACUCCUCGAUAAGUCGUUUUCUUCCAAACUGCUCUCCCAUAAAGUUUCGGCCCAUAAACCAACGCAAAGAAGGGAACAUGUCCCCAAUUAUCUGGCUCUCAAUCAAAAUGCGCUCUUUUCUUUCCCCCGUUUGACUUCCAAUGCUGCUCCACCCCACUUUGUCAUCCUCCAAAAAUUGAUUGAUCCUGCCAAAGUUCUUCUUUUUCUUUCCAAUCUCUCUUAUGAUUUAUCUGUCACGUGUGACCGCCUCCUCAUACUUUUUGCGACAUGAUGGAAGACAAAGAAGCUUCGGCUGCGGCGGCACGGCAAAUAAUUAAUUCGGAGGAGCACAGCGGCGGCGGCGAGCAGCAAAAGAAGCCUCCGUCGACGAAUUCUCGAGCAGUCCCACGCGUUUUUUAACCGCUCCUCCUUCGUUUUCUAUUCAUUUUCCCCGCUGUUCCGUACUAUAUCAGAGUGUUCGCAUCUGGACGUUCUCUCCGAGAAUUCUCCUGCACGCGUACUUAUCCAUGCGUGACUACUGACCGUAUGUCUCCCCGUUUACCUCAUUUUUUCGUUCCCAACCAACCCGUUCAUCCAUCUCGAUUACAAAUUAGUGCAGAGUGCGUGAGAGACAGUGAUAAUAUGUGAGACUCAGACCGAACAGGCGUGCUCCGCGAGAGCACUAGACCCGAGGUUUUUGAUUGAAAAAUUUGAGGUGUCUUCGAUCGGAAAGCAAGUGACAUUUUAUCAUUAAUUGAGGGCCAUUAGUCAGUGUCCGUGCCCGUUGAUCCACACGCUUCUCCUCACUUUUUGAUUGUGUUUCUCUCAAUUUUCCGUCUUUUCUCACUCGUUUCGUACUCGAACACUUCCGAAAACCUGUGCUCCAAAGACGUUUCUCUUCUUUUCCAGACACUUCUUCUCUUUUGCAGGAAGACGGGGGUUCGGUUACUAAUUCCAUCCUCUCUCUCUCCUAAUUCCUCUUUAUUUUCUCAAGUGUAUCCGAGCAGCUUGUCACUACUGCUUCACUCGCUUCCCUUUCCCGCUCUACUUGCUCUAGUUGUAGACAAUGAGAUAACGAGCGAUGCUGUCUCCUCCGGUUGUGCUAUUUCUGGCGGUGCUCACCGGAAGCACCGCUCCUUUCCUCGACAAUACCCUCCCAUUGUACCUCUUCAAAAACCUAGACACCAAAGAAACGAGCACAGUUCUGACAGGUUUGGUCGCCGAAAAAGGUUCCCCAAUUCCCAAUUCUUCCCCACCCAUCUAAUUGAUUUCUUUCUCAGUCCGAAGAGUGCCUCCCUACUUUUCCUACAAACUUGAACGGCAGUACGUCGUGGGCGUCGGAGGAAACAUCAAUCUGACAUGCGUGGCCGUCGGCUACCCUAUGCCACGUGUCUUCUGGAAGAAGACGGAUCAAAGUGAGCUCAGAUUUAUAGAAAAACUAUACAUCAAGUAUAAACGUUCAGUGGUACUGGAUGAUCCCUCGACUGCUCCGAUCGGGAAGAAUGUGCUCACUCUGACUCACGUGGAAUCGACGGAAAACUUUACUUGUGUCGCUGUCAGUGCUCUCGGAAACAUCGAAGCGACGACAACUGUCAUUGCAAAAGGUAUUUCUGAGUCGAUCUACCAGUCCAACUAGAAAUGUCUAUGUUCAGAACUGCCGCCCGCACCGACGAGCAUCGUCGUCUCCUCCGUCACAUCAGAAUCUGUCGUCAUCUCCUGGAAACCGCCAAAGUACAAUGAAGUCAUCAACAAAUACUUCGUCAAGUACAGACUAAAGUGAGUAUUUCUGAUGUCAUUUUCUGAUGGUUCGCGAGUGACUGCAUGGUUUGAAUUGUUUGUCAGAUCCGACAAAAACGACGAGACAGUGUUCACGAAGGAAGAAGAAGACGAAGCAGAAAAGGAUGAGAAGGACGACGAGAGGUGUGUGGCCUACAGUAACCCGAAAUGAGCACGUGAUUUUCUGUUGCCGUGACAUGAUCAAUACUAGAUUAGACUCAAAAAUGAGUAGUAAUGAUUCAAAAUGUUCAGAUACGCAGAAGGAAGAUCUUCUCGUGGAAAGACUGUAGAAACUCUGGAGACUAGUCUCGUCAUCGACAGUCUUGUGCCCUUUCAGGUAAAAAUAAACAAAACAAUCAUUCUAAAAACUUCUUGGAUUCUAGACAUACGAGUUCACAGUCCGAAGUGUCGGCCCAGUUGGAAUGGGAAUGGAGAGCUUGCCAGUGGAGGCCCAGACCAUGACCAGCAAGCCAGCAAGUGCUCCAGUGAGUCCGCAAGCGAGAAGUCUCAACCGAGAUUCGAUUCUUGUGAAAUGGGGGCCAUGCGAAACACCGAACGGAUUGAUAACUGGCUAUAAAGUGUACUACACGAAUGACGUGGCAACGGUCCCUUUAAAUCAAUGGAAGCAGGUAACGGAAAGAAAUGAACAUCCAAUAGUUUGAGAACAAUGUUUAUAGCACGAUGCCAAGUCAGAUGAAUUCAUGACUACGAUCAAUGGACUUGAGCCUGACGCGCGAUAUCAUUUGAAAGUGGUGGCUCAGAAUUCGGAAGGAGAUUCCCCUGCCUCCACGCUGGUCACUGUAGCCACGCGCCAAGGAAGUGAGUCUCCCAUUUUCUUCUCAACUUCUCACUCUACCUUUUCAGUCCCCGGCCAGCCUCCCAUGUUGAAAGUGAAGGCGCUCGACUCACGAAGAAUGCAAUUGACGUGGGAUAAACCUCUUUAUUCUUCGCCCGUUGUCGGAUACACUGUCCGAUAUAACACGUCCGACGGAGAGAAGGAGCUGACUUUGACGUCGCCGCACGAGAAACAUGUGGUCACCGGACUGCAUCCGGAUAAGUAUUACUACUUUAGGUGCGUCUGCAAUUGACGGCAACUCAUCCGAAUCUUGUUGUUGUUUAGAGUUGCCGCGUAUUCGGAAAGAGGUCAAGGAGAGUUCACCGAGCCAAUGAUUGCCAAAACGAUCCCGUCCAGUAAGUUCUUCAUUCGGAUAUUAUCAGUACUAGUGGUUGUGUUUCGUUGUAUCGUCCCGUGCUUUUCAGUUCCUCUUUCCUCCCCAACUAUCCUCUCUGCCGCGGCAACCUCCUCGAAAAGUGUCGAAAUCCGAUGGAGAGGUCCCGAACAGAAGAAACUGAAUGGUGUCUUGACGGCUUAUCGGAUUAGUUUCCUCCGUCUCGAGGACUCGAAGCCUUCGCCUCAUCCGGAUUCCGAAUCCGACGAAUACGACGAGGACGUGGCCGACGACUCUCUCGAAAGGAUGUCUGUUGUGGUGCCCAGUGACGUGACCUCCUACGUUCUCUCCGACCUUCUACCGUACUCUUCUUACGAGAUUACGGUAGCUGCGUCUACUAUGGACGGCUACGGCCCGGAGAGCGCAUCUCGUGUUGUGAAGACCCUUGAAGACGGUUAGUCACUCUUUAAUCUCAUUCUUUUUCAGCGGGCUCCGAGGAAGAGUCAACAGCGCCUGGUAAGUGGACACUGAUGUGGAAAACAGAUUGAGGCAACCAAAAAUACAUUACGAAACAAACGAUGCGGGUUUUUUCGUGGGUGGACAAACUUGUGAUGAGUCUCCGGAGCAGCAGAACAGCGGCUCCUUUCCCUUCUCUUUCUUCCUGCUUAAUGUGUGUUUGUGCUCCACUGCUUCAAUUUGGCUCGUCGAGCCCGCUCUUCUGCUGCUCCACUCUCUUUCUCAAAACGUUCCCCCCAAAAAAAACGAUUUAUCCGCCGUUUUAUACUGGUCUUCUUCUUCAUCUUCUCUCCCAUUUGCAAAAGAGUGGUGAGAUAUUGAAAAUGAGGUCAUGCAAAAGGGAAGUAUUCGUUUGCCCCGCCGAGCUGCCAGAUAAAUGGUACGUUUCGGGCGGCUCAUCGUCAUCAAUUCUGGGGCACUUUGCCUCUUGCCCGACCGCAUUCAUCGCCCCGACACCGCCCAUCAAUCUUCCGAAAUGGGCGGGGGUUCUGCCAGUGCCACCAGCUGUUUGUCGCCGGUGACUUCCUUCCAAUUCAAGUCGCAAUGCGGACAGGUGCGCGGAAACGCCAUGGGCGCGCGCGGAAAGUGUCACAUCGAAUCGUCAUCAGAAGUUGAUGGAAAUAUUUCGAUUCGACUAUGUACAUAACACCACAAUUAUCGCCUCAUUCGCUUAGUUAUCCGCCCAUCCAUUUUAUAAUACUUGUACCCCGUGGAUGGCCUACGGAAAAUGGUUCAUUUCGUGCAUAAUCCACUCUGAUGCAUGACAGAUGGCCCUUUUCCCACAGAUUCUCUCUUCGCCGCCGCCUCCCGUUCAAUUCUUUCCCUUCGAAAGCUUACCAUACUGAUCAGAUCAGAGCCAGUCAGUUCAUCAUCGUCAUCGAAGUGUAUAAGCUCUUUUGCGCGAAGAAUCUGUUCGCGUUCUUCUCGUUAGUGUUGCAAGCUGUUCUAUUCUAUUAUAAUUUGAUCGCUUAUCUUACUCGAAGCCGCCGCCGCACUGAAUCCCCCAGCGGAUUCCGCCGCCUCCGAUUUUUGGACGAACACUCUGUGCCCUGCAUUUCAUCAUAUUCCGAGUUUGAUUCAUCCAAGAUGGACAUGCUCCAAACACGGCCUCAUUUGCAUUUGCUCUCCGCUCCCUAUGGUUAGUGUCCCUUUCGUACCAUACGAACGUGCUCGAGAAACACUCAAACCUUACCACAACACAUGUCUUUUUCCACUCGAGACCGUCCUCACGACCCUCUGGAUAUAUUGUGCCCCUAUAUAUUUCUAUCCAUCUUUCCAUAUGAUACGUCCGUUCGUUUUCCGUCCUCUUCUUCUUCUUCUUGCGUACGGCUUCGAGACGAGUGAGCGCCGUAUUUGCGGGUCCCUCGAAUAUUAGGUUACAUUCAUUUCGCACCGCCUCCAAGUGUUUUGCUCAAUUUCCAAGUGUGUCGAAACGCGCGUUUCCACUGCUCGGCUCUUGGAGACCGUUCUGCCGAAGUUGUCUAAAAUGGGGGAAUUCACAAAUUCGUACGAAAACCGCGAUGCCAAAUUCUCGGAAAAAAAUGCCAAAAUCGCGGAUUGUUGCAUGCGCCAUCGUCAGUUCAAAAAACGGAAGCUUACUGUAAAUGCGCGUCAAGUAUGGCGCCUGCAAGAAUCCGCGAUUUUGGCAUCCGCGGUUUUCGGUUUUCCCCGUUUUGGCACGGCCUCCAAAGCCCAUUUUUUCAGUAUGAUUUUUCAUUUCUCACCCGAUUUGGUCUACGGAUUUCGCUUUCAUCUUGACCGCCCCUCCUCGUUUUCUGUUGACAGGUCGACCCAUCAUAUAUCAAAUAAUGCGUCGAGAGGCCUGCCUGCGCGUAUGCGUUAACACCAGUUAUUCGCGCUUUUCGUGUGCUUGACUCAUAGUGGACGGCGCUCAUGCUCUCGACGCUCUUCCCGGAGGUUCCGAAACUUUUUUGCACGAGCGGCCAAAAUUUUUUGUUUUGCCUUUUUGCGAAAACUGAAUCCAUCUCAUAGUACUUGUUUCUGAAAAGUGAAGCCUGAAACCAGAUGAAGGACACUGUUCAAAUAGUUCUUUGUUAGGAACAUGGUCCGGCACAUCCUCUCCCAUUAGAAAGAAACAAUAAAAGUGAGUGAGUGACCGCCCGACGCAGGGUGAGCGUAAUAAAUUGCGCAAGGUGACCGGCCGUUUGCCCUCCGACCCACCUACCUACCUGUACACACCCACGGACUGCCCUGUCCGUCCAUCGAUUGAUUUGGGUGAGUCUUGAAUGGGUGUCUGCCAUGACGCAUCCCGUCUGCGUCUAGGCGAUUAGCACACUGUCUCCUAUCCGAUGCCGUCACAAUAGGCCCUCGCUCAUCUUCUUCGACACCAACGUCGCCCACCCAACAGCCAUACCUCGUUUUUUUCGUUUUCGUUUCUGUUGCUGCUGCCGCUCAAGGCAGAAUGGUUUGUUCCGGAUCAUUUGAGCGCGGUCUCCGAUCCCAUUCGUUCGUUUCGCUUCCAUGUCGAAUUCGUCCCGAGGUCCCACAGGCCGUCUUUCCAUGCCACCUUGUAAAGUCCAUUGUAAUGUGUAAUCGGUUGCCCAUUCACUCAACUCUUCUCUUUUCAAAAGUUGCGAAAAUUCCGUCUUCUCGCCCUCCUUCUUCUGCCCUGACCGCUUUUCAAUUGGCUCUUAUUAGUUUGACGGGUGGCGCGGAGCACUUGUGAAAGAAAGAUUCUUUCGCCGCUGCUCCGAGAUGCCAUCGCUUUUUUGAUCCUGCUGACCGACGGCACGAAAGCUUUUUAACAAUAGGUCAUUCUCGCGGAAGGCUCUUUAGGAUCCAAUCACUUACUGGCCAGUGGCCACCCGACUAUCCCUUAAGGUUGUUUCAUGAAACAGCUGACCCCUUCCAUUAUUUUCCCUCGCUAAAAGCAUAUUCUGGUCAUAAAGAAUUCAAAAAAAGUUCAUGCUCAAGUUGCGGUCAGACCACUUGAAACAUUGUCGCACCGACACGUUCUUUACUCAAAUGUUUGCCGCCGUACGAAUGUGUCACCUUUCGACCGUUUGUGCCCUUUCUUUCGUUUGGUGCCAGGUGCCACCACACACUCACCAUCCGACUUGUUCUUCUCGUUGAGAACGAUUCUCUCCAAGGGAAUGUCCCCCUCUAAUUCUUAAUCGGAUCUCGCUAGUUACUCGGCGUCAUGUGCUACACUCUUCAAUUCUUUUCGCCUUAUUCACUUGCCGACUUCCUAUCGAUAUUCCGACUAAAUUAAUUACACUUGAGAGACGUCUCGUAAUUGGUGAGUAGAGGUCAUUAGAUUCGUCAGCACUCACUCGCUCGGGUCCGUGCAGCCGGCUCCUCUCUCCUUCGCGCAGUGCAUUUAUGUAAUUCCCCGCCGUCCGUCAUGUUCUUUCGGAGCAUGGAGCACAUAGUCUCCUUACGACCAUUCACGCUGCCAUUUGGCAUGUUAUGAGCCCUGAGCCUCACUGUUUGCCUUUCCCAGUUGUUACUCAGCGCCAUAUGGCUCUUCUCCGUUAGGUUAUCAAUUAUUAAGAGAGCGAGCGCAUCUACGUAUGCUCUGAUUAUUAUUUUAUUAUUCACGCUUGUUGUUACAAUACACUUUACGGCGAUUGAGCAAGCACGGACCGUGUUGUGUACUAAAAGGCAGAAAGAGUAGUUUCUUUUUCUCUCUUUCCCAGAUACUUGAUUUCUUUCUUCCUCUCCCACAUCCUGCUGCGGAAAGCAUCGGAACGGUCAUUUUGUCGUUAGCAAAGAGUCGUAGGAUGGAGGAGUGCAAAGUUUUUAUUAGGUCGAAAAGCGAUUACCUAUCCGUCUAUCCACAUGUCUUUUGACCGUUCCGUUGUUCUCUGCUGAUCCGCCCGAAUCGUGUUUGACACUCGUUAAAAAAGGGCCGACAAUAAGACGGCCGGUGCGACCUUUCCAAUAAACGAAAAAAGAAUGAGAACAGCUUAUCGAAACGCCCUACCUCACUGCCAGAUGAUAAGAAUGCGAAGGGUCUCUCUCUCUCUUUCCCGCGCACCUAGUACCUUUCCUUUCUGCUCUCCAACCCUCCGCCGAUAUGUCACCUCUUCUGGUCGUGUCCCCAGGAGAGGUAAACAUUUGGGCAUCGGCCAUUCAUCUUCAAGCCACUUGUUUUGGGAGUCGUUGCGCAACCCUUCACAUUUCCUCCUCCUUCUCCUCCAGAGUUUUGUAUUGGAGCAGCAGCACAUGUCUUUGCGUCGACGACAAAUUGGAACACUUGCUCUUGUCGCUGUCCACACUUCCUCUCGAUUUAUUAGGCUCUCACGGCGUCUUCUUCUCUACUGGCCAACAAUUGGCUCCAAAGGGAGCAGGUGCGAUUUCGACUAUUCAUCGCCACAAUUAAACGAGAAAACAGCGCACACAUUUUCUUUUGAGCUCGCACUCUUUUUCCUCUCGAUUUCACUGGCUUCGCUGGAUUAGGUGACUUGCCACUCCAGAACAAUCAAUUCCCUCGUUUUCUUCCUCUCCCUCUCUCUUUUUGUGCCGCUCUCGGUAUACGAUGCUCCGCGCUUUUGCUCUUCUCUGUGAUAAUGAAAAACAAAUCCGUUGAGCAAACAGCCUCCAAUCUGCCGUACCCUGAUUCCUUAACAAAAAACUAAACGGACACCUUUUGUCAACUUUAGCUGUUUUGUAGUUUUUGCAGAACUUUGAACAUGUCUUUCAUCAGACUACAUAUUCAUCGCAAUUCACCGCCGUUGCUCGUCCAUCCAUCUCCGCUCAUUCAUAUUCCUUGCUCCUCUUCUCCCGUAUAAAUAGUCAUAUCCUGCUGACAAAAGAAGAAGAAGAAAUAUGAAGCUCGGCCGUUUUUCUCGCGGUCUUCAAAAUUGGAUGAAGUGCCGAGAGAUGUGGUGGACUCUUUUUUCAUCCAGCUCUCCGAAAAUUCGAAAGAGCCGCCGCACCCGGUCCGAAAAGCAACACGAGUAGUGAGUGCUACGGGGGCCACUAGAAUUGUAAAUUAUUCGGGCUCCCGAUGCGCGGGGCGACGCGCGUCUCUGUCUUCGCCGCGCGACUCGAUUUUUUGUGCAUGGCUUCUUCCUCUUCCUCUUCUUCCGUCUCUUCUCCUUCUCCGGAGGCAGUUCAUUCGAGCGAGCCGUCACCCCAUCCACUGGCCACUUUUGACGCAAUUUCGAAAACUUGUUCUUUUCUAAAAGCUAACCUAUUCGUCAAUCGGAAAGGACCAAAAAUACUAUCAUUUGUCGAAUGCCUCAUUUUGUUUGCCUGGCUCGUCUUCGGAUGCGUGAGAUGUCCAUGGCGUCGUCGUGCUUUCCUUGUGUUUACAAUUCAAUUAUUCUUGCUCGUUUGGCUCGGCUCCUUCCCGCCAUCCCCAAGAUAUUUUUGAUCUUCUCCCUCCCCUCCUCUCUCACUCUUUCUCGUUUCAUCGCUUUCUUCGUCGUUUACCAAAUGGUUAUUUUGCCAGAUACCCUGAAAUGGACGACUGACGCCGGUUCACUAUUACUAGAAUAACAGACACUCAGAGAGCAAUUUAGCAGAAAAACGAUGGGAACGCAUCCGCCGAUACAUGCGAUCACCAGAAUUCGCACCACCCUCUUGAUAUCUGUGCUAUUACUGGCCCCCGCGUGUCGGGGCCAACAGAAAGGUAACGAUUGCGUCCUUGAGGAGCGGAAGACGGACGACGAAUGGCAUAGAGACCGUCCGUCCGGUGGGAGACAUCAAUUAACACCCGGGGAGAGAAGAUGAAGAUUGAUAUUUGGGAAAUGGGCGAAAGCAACAACUGUCAUCCCAUAAUGAACUCAUUUUUCAGUGCCAUCAGCGCCUCGGAAUUUCCACGCAGAACUGACCAGCGCUACCUCGGUAAGAAUUUUACUUUGAAGAAGAACAGAAACAUUGGGAGACGGGGACGGGGGGGGGGGGAUUCUUUUGUUGGCGCACUCAAAAAGUGAUUAACGACAAACAUUUCCCCUUCAUCGUUAUCUUUCCCAAGAAUCUCGUAAAAGUAUCUCUUCUCGAAUUGUUUGAAAAAUGAGCGAGUGGACGAGAAAAAACGUAGUAGUGGUUGUGGCGGGCAUCCCGUUUAUCUGAUCGCUGUCCGCCCAACUGGCAGGAACUCAUUGAACGGAAGCAAUUGCAGGUCAAACUGACAUGGGACGCGCCGGCGGCAGCCAACGGCGCCCUUCUCGGCUACUACGUCUACCUGGAUCGGAUGGUGAACGGAGAGCCGGCGAUGGAGAAGAACAGCAAGAAGCGCAUCGUGAUGAUCCGAGACUCGACGAAAAGAUACUUCGAGCUGGACAGUCUUGAUCCGAACACGGAGUACUCUUUCCGAUUGAACGCAUUCAACAGGAACGGAGACGGAGAGUUCACCGAACGGAAGAACGUAGUCACUCAGGGCAUCCGUGAGUCGUUUUCCUCCGAUACGCUUCCAGACUCGUCUUUUUUCAGCUCCCGAGGCACCCGAGAUCGUGUCCGUCUCCCUGGACAGUGAUGAGCCGCCCGUGGUCGCGAGAAUCGAAUGGAAGACGCCGAAGAUGAAGCCGAAUGAGACACCGAUCGAAAAGUACAAUUUAUGGCUGCGUCCUCAAGGAUAUCCGGAUUCGUAUGUCAAAGGGAAAACGGUAGACGGCAGAGACCUGUCAACCACUAUUUCCGGCCUUUGUGAGUAUCUUUUAGUCCGUUUCUCUCCAAAGAAUGUCUCUUGUUUUCAGGGAUGGGAGUCGUCUACGACGUGUUGUUGGGGGCUGAAAAUCGAGAAGGACAGUCCAAGAACGCGACGGAGACGAUCGCGACGCCAGUCGGAAGUCCCGACGGAGAGCCGAUCGGAGUGCAGUACGAAGUGAUGAAGGGAAAGGUUGGUGAACGAGUGUCCUCUCCGAGUUUAUGACCGUGCAUUUCACAUGAUAUGUACUCGAACAUGUGAACGAAACUAGAAUAUUAUGAAUGUUGGAAAACACUUGCGAGAAGGCUCCUCCUCCUCCGUCCAGCAUCCUCUUUGUGAUUUUUAUGAGCGAGAGUGCAGAUGUUCCCGUUGCGAAUCACUCUUAGCCGGUGUCUCCUCACCACUAUAUUCUCGCUCACCUGCUGCACACUCGUUACUUCUGAAAUGACUGCAGAUCCAUUAGAGAAGGUUUCCAAUAAGUAAAUUAGGAAUUAAGAAUUCAAAAUGAAAAAUAAAAAGUACACUAUCCGUUGGCUUCCAGAUCGUCGUCUCCUGGAGACCUCCUCCAGAAGAGAAGCGGAACGGCAACAUCUCUAGCUACAAAGCUAUUCUUUCGGCGAUGGACGACAGCACCGACAGAUUCGAGAAGAUGGUGAGUCUUCAUUUCUCUCGAUCUUCUGCUUCUGGCUCAUUCUGAUUUCCUCUUUCAUUCUCCUUCGCUGCCCCUCUUCAUCUAGUGAUGUUCCCACGGUUUCUCGGUUUCUUCACGCAUUCUAUCCAAUUUUCCGGAAAUCUGCGAUACUUCCCUCUGCAGUAGGCCUCCACGUCUUCUGAAAUUGCCUUCGUUUCUCGUUUUCCACGGCAUCAGAAGCGAUAAUUAGAAGAUGUGCUUGACGAGAUUUCGACAAAGAUUUUGUGCUCUCCACCUUUCUCCUUCAUUUCUCCAUUCAAAAUGCCAAAUCGAAAUGAAAAAAGGACAGGAAGAAGAAGAAAAAGGAAAAAAAAGAAAUAAUAAUAAUUCUCUUCUUUCCUCAUUCUUUCUUUCCGUUGGCUCCGAUUCGACGGCAUUCAAUCUGCUGAAACGGAUAUUCGAGCACUCUUUUUCUUCUUCCGACGACUUCAGAAUUGUUUGGAUUGCUCUAGGCUCUCCGCAUACCACUACAAUUCGUGUAUUUUUGCAUUCUGCGCCCUCUAUUCGUACCACAAUCAUUUCCGUCGUCUUCGUCUUUUUCUGCUCUUUCCAGACGCUGUCUGAUAUCCUCUCAUUCAUUUCAUCCAAUCAUUCUUCUUCUUCUUCUUCUUCUUCUUCCGCGCGGCGCAAAUGCGACGAAGACAAUAAAAAUCUGCGGCUCAAUGAGCAUCCGAGUGGUUCGACGAGCUCUAGGAGCCCUGGUGGCUCAAACCGAAAACGAAACGAGCGGUGUGUGCAGCAGAAGACGUCGUUUUGUGUCAUCCUGACAUUUGCGGCUAACUAGUUGCCGAGUGAAGAGCACGUUCCCCCAUUCAUCCCUACGUAGUUGGUCGCUCUUCCGUCUUCUUUUUCUUCUUCCUCUUCUUCUUCCUUCCAUUUUUCUUGCUCCGCCAAAUUGUUGUUCAUCACUGUGCAGCUCCUCCGGCUGCCAACGACGACGACGCCGCGACUUCGACCGAACGGACGGCUCUUCCCUUUCUCUUUUUGCGAACCCUUUCAUUAUUUGUCAUGCUUUCCGUUCUCAUCCGUUCUCCGAAAGUGCGUUCCCCGCUCGCCGCUUCGGCUGCCACAUUCUUUUAAAGUACGAGGACACAAAUCUGUGAUGACUGGAGGAGAGUUCCAUUCACAAGCUUUUGCCCAGUCUUCUUCUUCCUCUUAUUUUUCUGCUUUCUAUUCCAUUUCUCAAUCCCCUAUCUUCGUCCGUCAUCUGUUCGUGAUCCCAUUAGAGAGAGUCCCAUCCACCUAAUCCACCCUCAUUCCAUCCCAUUCCCCAUCCGUUCCGUUCUCUUCUCAUUCUCUCCGUUCUUUCAGGUACCAGCUCCAUCGACAUCCUCCACUUUCGAGGUGAACGUGCGCAGAGCCUAUCUGUUCAAAGUCGCUGCGGCCACGAUGAAGGGCAUCGGACCGUACUCGCCCGUUCUCACGAUCAACCCGGAUCCGGCCGGUUAG